AUGAGCACAUCAAGAGGCAAGCGGUGCUGGACCAAGCAGAAGGACGAAUAUCAAGGUGGAGCUCGACGCGGUGGCAACAAUGCUCGUGGACGCGGAGCCAACAACGUUCAGUGGCGAACCAACAGUAACUACGACGACAACUACGAUCGAGUUGCGUUCGCGGUUUCGCUGGAGGCUGGACUUUCGACGGGCAAGAAUAUUCCAGGGAUGUGGGCAGUCGACAGCGGUGCGACGCAUCACAUCUGCAACGACAAGGCCAAGUUUGCAAGCCUGAAUGAGCGAGAUGAAGGCGAACUAUCAGUGGCUGAUGGCAGCAAGGCUGCGAUCAAGUAUGUGGGAACCAUCAUGGAACGGGUGGUUCUGCCCAAUGGUGACGAACGCGACAUCGAGAUCAAGGACGCACUGUUCGUACCAAGUAUGAGCAAGAAUCUGCUUUCGGUGCCACAGAUCAACAAGGGUGGCAGGUUCCAAGUCGUGUUCGAUGGGUUCAAGAUGCAAGUGAAGCGCAAUAAUUCUACACAAGUCGUGGCAACAGCGGAUCUCGUCGAUGGACUUUACUGGCUGCGGACUCCUCAACGAUCGGCAAAUGCAGCAACACGCAAUGGGACUAUCGACUUGCAUGCGCGCAUGGGUCAUGCACCCCUCGAAGUUCUGCGCAAGAUGGUGGCCACUGGCAUGAUCAAGGACGCCAAGGCACCUCUCAACUCGACUGGUCCAAGUGUGUGUCGCGGUUGCCAGCAAGGAAAGAUGGUCCAAAAAUCAUUCCCAACCAACCGUGACAAACGUUCCCAACCAACCGUGACAAACGCCAAUAUGGUGUUCAGCGGUUGCAUGAAGGGCUUCUGUCUGCGGUCCAAGUCUGAGAGUGAAGACUGUAUCAAGAACCACAUUAUCAAGAUUCAGACUCAGUUCGGCACGAAGAUCAAGUUUGUUCGGCACGAUGGAGCGCAUGAGUUUGCGACCAACUCGAUCACUACCUUCUACGAAGAUCAUGGUAUCGAACAACAGGUCACGGUGCCGUAUGCACACCAGACCAACGGCACCGCAGAACGCGCGAUAAGGACCAUCGUCACGAUCGGACGCAGCUUGUUGCAUCAUGCAAAACUGGAGAAGUGUUUCUGGGCUGAAGCGGCAAUGACGGCGAUCUACAUCAAGAACCGCCUGCCUUCACCCAAGAUCGACCACAAGACUCCGUUCGAAAUCGUGUACAAGUCGAAACCAAGUGUCAAGCACAUGCGCAUGUUUGGAUGUCGGGCGUUUAUCCUGACACCAAGGGAGAAGCGAUUGAAGUGGGACCCGAAGGCUCGUGAAGGGAUGUUCAUGGGCUACGAAGAAGCGUCAAAAGCUUAUCGAGUGUACGACAUUGAGGCGGACCAAGUGGUGAUCAGUCGUGACAUCACCUUCGACGAAUCGACUUUUGACUUUUCGAUGGACCGACCAAGUGACGAUGAUGAAGAUGCGGAGUUGGACCUCGACCUCCUGGCGAUCAACGAGGACGACGUGCGUCAAACCGUCUCCAAGCAUACUGGCAAGCGCAAGAGUGAAGCAAGACUCGGCAUGUCACGUUCAGCUCGCCCUCGAACUGGGUUGGAACAAGCAAGUGCGCCGGAACACGUCUCCAACCGUCACCAGAAACGACGAUCAAGUGCUCCAGAAACGAUGUCUGAUGACGAAGAAGAUGCGAGCGACUACGAUCAAGAUGACGACUCGACGCCUCCAACAUUUUGGCGUGCAAGUGCAAACGCAGUGGAAGCAACGGACCUAGCAGAACCUGUGACUUUUCAAGACGCGAUCAAUGGUCCUGAUCAAGCUCACUGGCGAAAUGCUGUGAAGGCGGAACUCAAGUCGAUGCAUCUUCGUGUAGUUUUCCGUGCGGCAAAACUACCAAGAGGCCAAGGCGCGAUCGGCACCAAGUGGGUGUUCAAGAUCAAGCGCAAAGCGGAUGGAUCGGUCGAGAAAUACAAGGCGCGUCUCGUUGCCAAGGGCUUCAAGCAGAAGUACGGCAUCGACUACACAGAGACGUUCUCGCCCGUGGUCAAGUACGUGACACUGCGUAUGGUGAUCGCGAUCACCAAGUACUUCGACUGGACUCUGGACCAACUCGAUGUGGUGACAGCCUUUCUCUACGGAGUGCUGAAGGAGAAGGUGUACUGCGUGAUACCAGAAGGCAUCGAGAUGGAUGGCGACUUCGACUGUCUCGAGUUGGUGAAUGCAAUCUACGGUCUCAAACAAGCCUCGCGCGUUGGAACGAGACUUUCGACGAGUUCCUCGCUCGAGUUGAUUGCGCAGACGAAGGCCGACCUCAAGAUGCGUUUCGAGAUGACCGACAGCGGCAAGUGUACUUUUGUACUGGGCAUCGAACUGGUGGACGAAUCGGAUGGCAGCGUGACGAUGUGCCAGCGACGGUAUGUCAACGACAUCCUCAAGCGCUUCGGCAUGGAUGAGUGCAAGGCCACAGCGAGUCCGGUCGAUUUGGGUACUCGGCUUGUCGCAAGCAGCGAAGCGGCAAAGAUCGACGUUCAUUUUCGUGAAGCUGUGGGAGCUUUGAUGCACCUGACCACUGCAACGCGCCCGGAUAUUGAGUUCGCCGUGAACUAUGUGUCGUGA
Peronospora matthiolae is the source of this 2607-nucleotide messenger RNA. Lineage: Eukaryota; Oomycota; Peronosporomycetes; Peronosporales; Peronosporaceae. The record is from the annotation of a GenBank genome assembly.